Salpingoeca rosetta is the source of this 650-nucleotide messenger RNA. RefSeq lists its product as uncharacterized. Gene Ontology annotation, cellular component: mitochondrion. NCBI's taxonomy places the organism in Eukaryota, Choanoflagellata, Craspedida, Salpingoecidae. Gene Ontology annotation, biological process: mitochondrial respiratory chain complex IV assembly. The record is from RefSeq and is a predicted model, not a curated record. The transcript has 2 exons. The coding region runs from base 75 to 353 and encodes 92 amino acids.
CGCCCUUGUCCACACGAGGUUGCGUCAUUCUUUCUCUUCCCAUAUCCAACAACAACACACAACCACAAAGCAAGAUGGCUGUGCUUUCUGUUGCUGGGAAGCGGCGGCGCGCGUGGUGGGCGCUUGCUGCCUCUAUCGUCUUCUCCACGGGGAUGAUCGCCUUUGUCCACCUCAACCAGAACAAGGAGCGCGAGGCGUUGCAUGAGGGGGUCAUCAAGGAUAUGGAACGACAGGAGCGCAAGCGGCUCAACAGGAUUGAGCAGGAACAGCAGAUGGAGCUGCGACGGCAGCUUGAGUUGGAAGAGAAGCGAACACUGGAGCAGCAGCAGCAGCAGCAACGCAAGUCGCAAUAGCCAACCACGCACGACUCUAUGAGCGCGCCACCCUCCGUCUAGCUUCCCCACCUCUCCUCUUACACCCUCGCCCGCUCACUCCCUCGCCCUCGACCAGCCGAUACCGCUGCCCUCCCUGCCUCCCUGCUUUGCUAUUCUUUCUCGCCUCCUCUCCUCUCGCGCGCCCCACGCAGGAUGUGCUUGGAGCAUGGAGGGGGCUUGUUACUCUAACCAUAAGGCCACAUGGUGUUCGGUUGUCGCACUUACUCCGCCAUUAAACACGACUUGUGUGUGAACACGCUGCUCCCAUAUCCAACC